Molecule: messenger RNA, 948 nt
Organism: Saprolegnia parasitica CBS 223.65
Lineage: Eukaryota; Oomycota; Saprolegniomycetes; Saprolegniales; Saprolegniaceae
Exons: 1
Coding region: 1-948 (315 amino acids)
Source: RefSeq, a predicted model, not a curated record
AUGACCAAGCAGGACGCCAAGGCGACCUCCUCGGACGACGACGCAACGUUUGGCGACGUCGAGCACCAGCUGCCAGCGGCGGCCUCUGCGAUCGACGAGCUCGUGGCCGUCGCUGCCCCGGAGCCCGCGGACCAGACCGCGAUCGUGGCCCACGUUCACGAAGUGCAACAUGCUGUCGGUAUCUCGGUCAACGCUGCGGACGAUUUGGAAGCGAAGGUGCCCCGUGUCAACGUUGUCCGCCCGCAUGUGCUCAACCUGCCCGAGGUCAUCCUCCAGCACAUCCUCACGAUCAUCGCAUGUCGACUUGCAAAUGGCCCGAGCACGAUCGAUGUUCUACGUCGGCUCGAUGCCACCAAGGUCACGUCGCCCAGCGUGGGCGGCGGGCGCGAGCAAUACGCCGACGCUUUCGGCGAAGUCCUUGCCGGCUUCUCAGCUCUCGAGCGUUUGACGCUCGCGGAAGCCUUCCCGUCCAACUUUGGUGCUGGCACGUGCCAUCACUUGGUCGCAUUCCAUGGCCUCGUCCAUGACGAGACGGGGAUGCAGCAGUUUGCCCAGUGGCUCGGGACCGCACGCGCCUUGAAGCGGCUGUGUCUUUUAAACAGCCUUUGUGUUCCUCUCGACGCUCUCGGAAGCAUUCUGCCACAGCCUAUGCAGCGUGGACUCGAGUACUGCGAGUUCUCUGCACACACGGCCAGCCCAGCCAUCGCCGAAUUGCUGGCCAACGCGCUCAUGUACCGCCGCCGCCACGCGCGCCGUCUCGCCAUCCACCUUCAGACGCUCGCGCUCAAAGUGCUUUUGUCGGCGCUGGCGACGUGCAGGAACGUCACGCUGCACGUGAUGUGGGAGGCCAACGAUAUCGCCGCGGCCAACGCCCUCGUGGUGCUGCAUCGUCUGCGCGUCGUGCGGAAGUACGAUUCUGGCGGUGGUAUGUUUGCGUCCCCCGUCUAA